CACCCAUUCUCAGCUUCUAUUUGGCAUAGUCCAUCCCGCGUUUGUCUCCCUCCCUCGGCCUUCACCGGAGCGCGCGAUGGCGUCCGCCCCCGCGUACAGGGGCGGCGCCACCGCCGCCGAGGACGGCGUCGUUCUUCUCCACGGGGACCUCGUCCUCACCGUCAUCGAGGCCCGUCGCCUCCCCAACAUGGACAUGUUCUCCGAGCACCUCCGCCGCUGCUUCACCUCCUGCGGCCCGCCAUUCUCCAACUACAGCUGCGGAGCCGUACGCCACCAGCAACACCAUCACCACCACCACCACCGCAAGAUCAUCACCAGUGAUCCCUACGUCACUGCCUGCCUCGCAGAGGCCACCGUCGCCCGCACCCGCGUCAUCUCCAACUCCGAGGACCCCAUCUGGAAUGAGCACUUCAAGAUCCCCCUCGCCCACCGCGCCGCCGCUCUCGUGCUGCACGUCAAGGACAACGACGUCUUCGGCGCGCAGCUCAUCGGCACCGUCUCCGUCCCCACCGCACGCAUCGCCUCUGGCAAGAAGAUCCAAGGCUGGUUCCCCAUCCUCGGCGCCAAUGGGAAGCCUUACAAGCGUGACACCGCUCUCCACCUCUCCAUGGAAUUCACCGCCGUUGAGAAGAAGCCAGAGUACCAGCACGGCAUCACUGGGGAUCCGGAGAAGCUUGGGGUGAGGGAUACCUACUUUCCGCUACGGCAAGGGGGGUCUGUCACGCUCUACCAGGACGCCCAUGUGAGGGAAGGUGAGCUACCGGAAGUCAAUCUCGAGAAAGGCGCCAUGUUCAAGCACGAGAAUUGCUGGGAGGAUAUCUGUCAUGCGAUUCUUGAGGCGCAUCAUAUGAUUUAUCUGGUCGGCUGGUCGAUAUACCACAAGGUGAAGCUGGUGAGGGAGCCUACACGUCCGCUGCCAAACGGAGGUGCGCUCACAUUGGGAGAUCUGCUCAAGUACAAGUCGCAGGAGGGUGUGAGAGUGUGCAUGCUGGUUUGGGACGACAAAACAUCCCAUGACAAAUUGUUUCUUAAGACGGGCGGUGUAAUGCAAACUCAUGACGAAGAGACACGGAAGUUUUUCAAGCAUUCCUCUGUUAUUUGUGUGUUAUCACCUCGUUAUGCCAGCAGUAAGCUUAGCAUUGUCAAGCAGCAGGUGGUAGGUACCCUUUUCACACACCAUCAGAAAUGUGUACUGGUUGAUACACAGGCUUCUGGAAAUAAGAGAAAAAUUACUGCUUUUAUUGGAGGCCUAGAUCUUUGUGAUGGCCGCUAUGAUACUCCAGAUCAUAGACUUUUUUGUGAUAUGGACACAGUCUUUUUGAAUGAUAUCCAUAAUCCCACGUUUGCUGCAGGAACUAAAGGCCCAAGACAACCGUGGCAUGAUUUACAUUGCAAAAUUGAAGGCCCUGCUGCUUAUGAUAUCCUAAAGAAUUUUGAGCAGCGCUGGCGAAAGGCAACAAAAUGGCGGGAAUUUAGUCUACGUUUUAGAAAAGCAUCUCGAUGGCAUGAUGAUGCACUAAUACAUCUUGAACGAAUUUCAUGGAUACUUAGUCCUUCACUUUCUGUUCCAGAUGGUGAUCCGAGUCUAUGGGUUUCCCAGGAAGAAGACCCUGAAAACUGGCAUGUUCAGAUCUUUCGAUCUAUAGACUCUGGAUCAGUAAAAGGAUUUCCCAGCAAUGUCCAAGAAUCUCUGAAAAUGAAUCUUGUUUGUCGAAAGAAUCUGGUCAUUGAUAAGAGCAUCCACACAGCAUAUGUGAAGGCAAUCAGAUCUGCUCAACAUUUCAUAUACAUUGAAAAUCAGUAUUUUCUUGGUUCUUCAUUUGCUUGGCCAUCUUAUAAAAACUCAGGUGCUGAUAAUCUAAUACCUGUGGAGUUAGCUCUGAAAAUUGCCAGCAAAAUUAGAGCAAAAGAACGUUUUGCAGUUUAUGUUGUUAUACCAAUGUGGCCUGAAGGAGAUCCAACUUCCAAUGCUGUGCAAGAAAUUCUUUUUUGGCAGGGCCAGACAAUGAAGAUGAUGUAUGAAAUUGUGGCACAGGAGCUUAAAUCCAUGAACCUUGAAAAUGCACAUCCACAAGAUUUCCUUAAUUUCUAUUGUCUUGGCAAUCGUGAAAUAGCACCAAAGGAAAACUUGCAACAGCAAUCUUUAGAUAAAAGCCCAAUGUCACUGUCACAAAAGUUCCGACGGUUCAUGAUAUAUGUUCAUGCAAAAGGGAUGAUUGUAGAUGAUGAGUAUGUGAUGAUUGGUUCAGCCAAUAUUAACCAAAGAUCUUUGGCUGGCUCAAGAGAUACUGAGAUAGCCAUGGGAGCUUAUCAACCUAAUCAUACAUGGACUAAGAACAAAAGACAUCCACAUGGCCAGGUAUAUGGAUAUCGGAUGUCACUGUGGGCAGAGCAUCUAGGCAUGGUAGAUGAUCGCUUCGAGAAGCCUGAUAGCACGGAAUGUGUAAACUUCGUAAAUAGGAUAGCGGAAGAUAACUGGUCAAGAUACACCGCAGACGAAAUAAUACCACUCAAGGGUCACCUACUGAAGUACCCUAUCAAGGUGGAUUCUGAUGGUAAGGUCCGGCCUCUGCCCAACCAUGAGUAUUUUCCCGAUGUUGGUGGUAAGAUUUUGGGAGCACCAACUGCUCUUCCUGAUACACUAACCAUGUAAUUCAUUAUACUCCAUUAUAACCAUCAGAAAGUUAUCCACAAUGAGGUCCUUACAAGAUUGUAUCAUCAGAAAUUUUGUCCUUAUAACAUAAUUGGGGGGGGCG
Messenger RNA from Musa acuminata subsp. malaccensis (wild Malaysian banana), 2756 nucleotides. RefSeq names its product phospholipase D delta-like. Gene Ontology annotation, biological process: phosphatidylcholine metabolic process; phospholipid catabolic process. Gene Ontology annotation, molecular function: calcium ion binding; D-type glycerophospholipase activity. Gene Ontology annotation, cellular component: plasma membrane. The record is from RefSeq and is a predicted model, not a curated record. Lineage: Eukaryota; Viridiplantae; Streptophyta; Magnoliopsida; Zingiberales; Musaceae.